CUUGGACCCGCUGAUAACGCAAGCAACCGUCAGCGGAUGCUAAAUGUCACCGAUCCGCGGAGGAAAAGUUUUAUCAUGGAUUGAUGUUACUCGGUUUAUCAUCGAUCGCGUUUUGCUUUUCGCAUACGUGGCUAACAUAUACACGCUAGUGACACGAAACCGGCAGAAUCUGCUUAUCUUUUGGAUGGUGCUCAGCUUUCUUGAAAACAUCGUUUUAGAAAUCGUCGUGAUUGUCAUCACUUUCUUGCUGUGGCACAAGAAAAGCGACGUCUCGACGUCGCGCCUCGUUGAGUUUAUCGCGGAAAAAACGAUAUGUCUAGUGUUCUCGAUUUACAAGUGGUGCAUGACCCUCAAGUGGUACAUGCAGCUGCGGACGCUAAAAAAAAUCCACAGAUUUACGAUGAUCGCACGGAGAAGUAUCGCGACUAUCACCAAUGUUCCCGGUAGAGUCGGUCGCUCUUUGGAUGACGAGUGUCUCGGAGCAGCGAUAGUUAGACGAGGCAAAUACGCAAGUUUGUUGAAUCUGGACAGAUUCUCCGCGGAGUCGCCCAGCAGAGCGUACUUCAAGUCCUUGACGACUCUGAUCACCGAUGACAUUCGCGAUCCGAACGAUGUGAACGAUUACGAUUCGGACGCCAACGAUUUGAGCGUGGCUGAAAAGUCAAUGAAGAUGUUGAACGUAACCGCGGAGGAUGUGAUGGAUGCGCGUGCGAGGAUACAGGAACGAUUCUAUUGGGAGGAGCAAGGCGCGAAGACACCUGAAGCAAUAGAAGAAGUAAUGGCACAGUUUUCUUUGGGAAAGGAUAGAGAAGAAAUGAUUGAUUCAUCGGAAAAUGAAAAAAUGGCAAAAAAUGACUUAAAAAAACUCACGUUUUGAGGGAGGAAGACAUUAAAGGAUCGGAUAAUCAUCUUCCGAUGAUGAAAGAAGAACAAAAGGAUGACAAAAUUGUCUCAGUUGACAAAAAGAAACAGAUUUUGAUUGGAAAUCAGAAAAAUGUUCCAUUGAUAAAAAAAGAAGUCGAUAUCGAUAAAGUAGAUGAUCAUACAAAAUUAACAGAAUCUUAUGGGACACAAAAGGAA
Messenger RNA from Pogonomyrmex barbatus (red harvester ant), 1080 nucleotides. RefSeq lists its product as uncharacterized. The record is from RefSeq and is a predicted model, not a curated record. NCBI's taxonomy places the organism in Eukaryota, Metazoa, Arthropoda, Insecta, Hymenoptera, Formicidae.